Molecule: messenger RNA, 1257 nt
Organism: Fusarium graminearum PH-1
Lineage: Eukaryota; Fungi; Ascomycota; Sordariomycetes; Hypocreales; Nectriaceae
Exons: 4
Coding region: 1-1257 (418 amino acids)
Source: RefSeq, a predicted model, not a curated record
AUGGUUAAGAAUGUCCCAACGAUCGAGGCUAUCCGAUCGAAACUCGGUGUAGGCGUACCUGGCGACAAGGAAAGCAAGAUAUUUCGGAGAGUUGUCAAGGAGUUCCAUCAAGACUACAAGACCGCCAAUGGUACUCCAGGGGCUGUAUUUACACAAUGGACAAAUCCUACCCAUCAAGACGCUCUUCGGCGAAUGGCAGAAGAGUUCUUGGAGGUGCGUGGUUGGGCAAAGCGAUUUUGGCCAGACACUGCAGGUUCAGGGACUGUCAAAAAGCUCAAAUGGUCGGAGAAUCACAUUCAUUCGACCAGGACAACCACGACCCACACUGGAGACGUUACUAUGAAUGAUAUGAUGGGGCCUCGACACCAAGAUGACCAGUACGACGACAUUUUCCGUCCCUCAAAUCCGUAUCGCGUUCCCUCAAGCCCCGAACAGAUUUCCACAACUAGCGACCGUUCCUGCACAAUUUUUGACAUUCCCCAAGAUUCCAACCCUUUAUUAGGCCUUCCAAACGAAAGUUCAGGUCCAACUUCCAGACCAUUAGCCCCCGUCGCCCCGAUGAGUGAGCGUGCGGUUCAUCAUAGUUCUCCUUUUGGUACAUCAGACAGCGAGGCAGGAAUUAACUCACCUCGUUGGGGUUCUCCAGUUCUAAGCAAGCGGAAAAAAUCAGAAUGGCGUUGUAGCCCAGACCUCGGAACCCCUCGACCUCGCAAGGCCAUCUCAUCAGGAAAUACUGGGAGUGUUCGGCACAACUCAAGGCCAAGUUCUAUCUCUGAGGAUGUAGCACGCCUGUCUACAGAAGACAGAAUUCUCUCAGGAGAGGCUGACGAACCGAUCAUGGUCAUGCCACCGCCUCCUCGUCCACGACCAGUACUACAAACCAACAACGCACAGCGAAGAGUGAAUAUAAAAUACGAAGUAGAGAUAUCUCCUGGAACCUUUCGAAGAUGGGAUCAUCGCGGGGCUUUCAACCACAUGUCGAUUGAGGAGUUUCAAGAUAUUCACGACUUCCAUGACAUUGACUCGGUCCAGUUUAUCCUAAAACGACGUGGCAUGAGCUGGGAUGAUGUAGUGUCCCGAGACAACGAAGAUGGCUUCAAGGAUAUGAGGACAAGGCUCAAGGACAGAAUUCAGGAAGACCUUGCAGAAAUUGGUUUUAGCCAGGACGUUGUUCUUUAUAGUAUUGUUAUCGUCCCUAUUCGGAGGACUUCUGAAACUAAUGAGGACUUCAUCAGGUCACAAACUAUUUUUCUAUAA